ACGAACCGAGCAGAUAAGAGAAGUGGCUUAUUGGCUGCCUGCUGCCUGUAACCCAUAUUUUAACAGAAACAAGAGGUGCUGUCGUUUUCUUGUUGCAGGCCGAAAAACAACGACAUCGCAGCCCAGGAGCUACCGAGAAGACGGUAGCAUGAUAAUCGUGGAGAGGGCCCGUAUCUGCAUUUUACUUCGCCUACACCGAAUCCAUUGAGUCGGUAACCAGAGUCCGACAUGGGGAAGGAGGUAAACGGCGUUUCGCGGAGCCGGUUUGAGAUGUUCACAAAUAGUGAUGAGGCGGUCAUCAAUAAGAAGCUGCCUAAGGAGCUGUUGCUACGAAUCUUCUCCUUUCUGGAUGUGGUGACACUGUGUCGCUGUGCCCAGGUCUCACGGUCGUGGAAUGUUCUGGCCUUGGAUGGCAGCAACUGGCAACGAAUCGACCUCUUUGACUUUCAGAGGGACAUCGAGGGCCGGGUGGUGGAGAACAUUUCAAAGCGAUGCGGGGGGUUCCUCCGGAAGCUCAGCCUGCGGGGGUGUCUGGGUGUGGGUGACAGCGCCCUGAGGACUUUCUCGCAGAACUGCAGGAACAUUGAGCUGCUUAGUCUGAACGGCUGCACAAAGAUCACCGACAGCACGUGUAAUAGCCUCAGUAAGUUCUGUCCAAAGCUGAAGCACCUGGACCUCGCCUCCUGUACCUCCAUCACCAACCUAUCCCUCAAAGCUCUCAGUGAGGGUUGUCCUUUGCUGGAGCAGCUGAACAUCUCCUGGUGUGAUCAGGUCACCAAGGACGGCAUCCAGGCGCUGGUGCGCUGCUGCCCCGGACUCAAAGGCCUCUUCCUCAAGGGCUGCACGCAGCUAGAAGACGAGGCUCUGAAGCACAUCGGGGCUCACUGUCCAGAGCUGGUCACACUCAACUUGCAGACAUGCUCACAGAUCACAGAUGAGGGACUCAUCACAAUAUGCCGGGGCUGUCACCGCCUGCAGUCUCUGUGUGUGUCGGGUUGUGCCAACAUCACAGACGCCAUCUUGCAUGCCCUGGGACAGAACUGCGCCCGUCUCAGAAUAUUAGAAGUAGCCCGCUGCUCUCAGCUUACAGAUGUGGGGUUCACUACAUUAGCAAGGAAUUGUCAUGAGCUUGAGAAGAUGGAUUUAGAAGAAUGUGUGCAGAUCACAGAUGGAACACUCAUCCAGCUGUCUAUCCACUGCCCUCGCCUGCAAGUCCUGAGUCUGUCUCACUGUGAGCUGAUCACCGAUGAUGGCAUCCGACAUCUCGGCAGUGGGCCCUGCGCUCACGACCGUCUGGAGGUGAUCGAGCUGGACAACUGCCCCCUGAUCACAGACGCCUCGCUGGAGCACCUGAAGAGCUGCCACAGUCUGGAUCGCAUCGAGCUCUACGACUGCCAGCAGAUCACACGCGCCGGCAUCAAGAGACUAAGGACCCAUCUGCCUAACAUCAAAGUGCAUGCAUACUUCGCUCCCGUCACUCCGCCGCCCUCCGUCGGGGGCAGCCGUCAGAGGUUUUGCCGCUGCUGUGUCCUGCUAUGAUGUAAAGACAACAGCCCCCUCCUCCUCCUCCUCCUUCCUUUCUCCACGUCCCUCGUACACGCUCCCCGCAGCCCAUCACUUGACCCCUGACCUGCUGUCCCCCUCCAGGCCCCCCAGUCAUAGACUACAUGCUUGUCCUCCCUCCGAUCCCCCUUUGGAGCUGCAGAGAGAGGGAGAGAGAGCCAAACAGCGCUGCAGGGUCUUGGGUAACGUUCCCCAAAAGUUUUUUUUUUCAAAAUCUCCCCACUGCACACACACGCAUGCAUUACAUACACAGAUUAACUUUGAAGAAUGUCAGAACAUUCCUGGUCUGCGCUCAGUGGGCUCAUCAGUAUUAAAAACAAGGUUAUGUAAAAACCAAACGUGAUCGCGACUGUUUAGGGAAUUAACUCUUCAUCAGACAAAAGAAUUGAUAAGGAAAAACAUCAAAAAACUUCUUUUUUUUUUCUUUUUUUUUAUCAAGCACUUUGAGAUAGAAUAUAACACAGACCGAAAGAUCCCACUUCACCCCUCGUACACAAUUCCCUCGGUGUUGAAGUUCACUUAACAGCUACCUCUAGACAGGAAAGAAGACCAGGUUUUGAUUGGUUCUACAGGUUGUUGUUGUUGUUUUUUUUGUUUGUUUUUUUUUUGAAAAAAAAAAAAAAAGGUGCAGCAAUGUAGCCAGUUAACUGCCAACACCCCCAACUCACAUUCACACACACACACACAGAAAGUGGAAGAAAGAUCAUUUUGAGUUUCUUUUUUUUUUAAGAAUACUUGCAGCUAUUUGCACUUACAGUAAAGCAAUGAUGAGACACUUUACAAAGCGACCAUCUCAGAAUUGAAGACUACUAGCAACUAACCACACGCAAAUCGACACCCUCUCCUAAAUCAUACGCUGCACUUGCAGUCACUGUACCCUCACCUCUCUCUGUUACAAUCGGAAGCUUCAAUGUACUGAAAACAAAACGAAAAAAAAAUAUUUUUCUAAAAAUGGACACCAAUUACACAAGUGGGGACUCCAGAAGAUGCCAAAUGUUGCAUGUAACACCUCUAGUUUUUUAAAAAUCUGAUUGUAAAUACGUGAGGGCCGAGGGAGCUGGGAGAGUCGAAGCCAGCUAAUCGACGUGACGACGUGAGAUGUGGCAGAGAUUACUUCGGCGGGUCUUUCUGAGGGAACUAUGACGAAGCUCGAGCGUGCUUGUCGACGUGCAGACGCGCGUGAGAACAGUUGCUGGAGCUUCCCGGACAGCUGAGCCAGCGCUCAGUCUGGAGUUGAAGGAACUGACGCUGGCCUGUGGAACUCACCAACAGAAAAUAUAGAAAAACACUUUUUUAAAAAAAAAAACAAAUAAAUAAAAUAAAAUAAAGUCAGACAACACUACAUGAACUCAUGCUGUCAGACCAGGACAGCGGACAGAGCCAACUGAAAACAAUCAACCUGUUUUGAGUUCGAUUCCGUUGCGUCGCUCUUGUUUUUCGGACAACGAGGAGCUGGUGAACCCCACGCGCUUAGUGAAGGGACGCGCUCGAUGUCGGAGUCGCACCCGCGACUCUUCAACUCCUAUGAGGCCUUGCAGGGGACGGAGUGACGCGCGCAUCGCACCCUGCCACCUGUGGCCUCCCCCGGUCUGUCCGGGACCAGUGACACUGCGGGAGGUUUAGACCGGAUCGGACUGGUGGAGCCACAGCAAGAGGAAGUUGACUGAAUCUUGAUAAUUCUGGCCUGCUGACAGAUAUGACGGAAUGAUUCUUGUCGCAACACAGAGGGCUAUGAUGGACUUCAGCCCACUGCCCUUGGAAGUAUUGAAGCCUUUUCUUGUGGAUUAUCUUGUCCUGUCCUUGCACAUCCUGCUUUUUUUUUUUUCUGUCUCUCGUUCCCAUUUUAUAAAUGUGUCUUUUAGUACUUUCUUUUUCCUUGAUGCGAUUUCUCCUGGAUCUUUCUAACCUCUUUCUUUGCGUUUCUGUUUUUGCUGUGGUUUGGAUUCUGCUUGCUUUGUGUUUGAAGUCAUGAGUUCAGUGUCUCCACGUUAUGUUUGAGCCCCCUUUCAGUCCUCAGUUUUGAUCUGACGCGGCCUGUUUUCAUUGAGGGUUUGUUGUUACUAAAUGUCAAGAGUGUAGCCUUUGUCCAGGGGAAACGUCGGCACCAGUGCAAUUGUAAUAAAUGUUAAAUUUGAGUUGGAUUUUUCACGAUGACACAUGUAUGACGCCUACUUAUUGAAUGUUUCCACCAAGGCUCCCGGGGCAUUGAGUGCCGCUUUAGCAGGAACAGUUUUCUCCCAGAAGCGUGCUUUCCCCUCUUUCAUUUUUUAUGCCUUGUUUUUCCAAAUCCCAUAAUGCACUCUUCCCGAGUGUGUAUCAAACAACACGGAAAGCGGUAAACCCGGUGCAGAUUGUUGAUCACCCAUAAACGUCUCUGUUCUGGUUUAGCAUGCAGCAGGCAUGCGUGGACAAAUCGCUGAGUGAUGAUUCUGUUCGGUGUGUGUGUGUGUGUGUGUGUGUGUGCGAUCUGACAGCUCCGACGAGUAGGAUAAUACAAACUCAGAUGAAUCCAGUGUAAUCCAGUCUGAUCUGUUUUGUUUGAACGGGGGGUUGUAGGGGAUUAGGGAAGAACCAAGAAUCAAAAUAUUGGAAAAAUGUAAUAUACUCUUGUCACUGUGCUCCAGAGUUAAGAGAGCUAACUUGACGAAAAAGGAAGAGUCGUAGGAUCGAGACCGUGAGCCUGGAUGCAACACCUGCUUGCCCUUGUCAUGUGCUGUACAGUAGCUGCGCCAUGUGGGCUGAGUCAUCAGAGCAGCUAACUGUGUGCUUUCAGGGCAAACCCUUUGAGUGGAUUACAAGUAAUUAUACUCAACCUGGAUUGACACGGACAAAAAAACAAAAAAAAAAACACCUGUCAUCAGCCUUUUUAUGGUACAAAUAGAACACACUACAGGCUCCAUGCAGCGAAACGCCAAACCUAUUUUUCCCCCCCGCAAACGACUCUUGACUUUGCGUCAGAGCCUCCUCCAGUUUACACAUGAAUCGAGCUGAACCAGUUUGUCUUACGCACGUUCGGUCCCAAACACUGGAGUAAUAGCUGAGGAUCAGGACAGAAGGCGAGAGGUGAAUCCACAGUGUGUGUGUUUUCAUGUUCGAUCGACGCCUGAGAAAUUUCAAAAACAAUUUUGACAAUGACUGUAGUUCAUAUGAUUACUGUAAAUCUUUUCCCUUUUUCUUUCUUUUUUUUUUUUUUUUACAAUUAACCGAUAUAAAUGAAUAUGUACGUAUGAAUAAAUAUAUACCUAUAUUAUU
This is a messenger RNA of Mugil cephalus (flathead mullet), 4815 nucleotides long. It is a transcript of the gene fbxl20, whose product is annotated as F-box and leucine-rich repeat protein 20. The record is from RefSeq and is a predicted model, not a curated record. Gene Ontology annotation, biological process: SCF-dependent proteasomal ubiquitin-dependent protein catabolic process. Gene Ontology annotation, molecular function: protein binding. Gene Ontology annotation, cellular component: SCF ubiquitin ligase complex. Lineage: Eukaryota; Metazoa; Chordata; Actinopteri; Mugiliformes; Mugilidae. The transcript has 15 exons. The coding region runs from base 229 to 1539 and encodes 436 amino acids.